AUGAUGUGCGAGGUGAUGCCCACCAUUUCCGAGGACGGGCGCGGUGGCGGAGGCGGGGGCCCCUCGUCUCCGGCGGGCACCGGGGUGGGAGGCCCCGGGGGCGCGUUGGGAGGAGGCAGCUACGGCGGAAGAGAGACCCGGGGUGGAGGUGGGGGAGGAGGAGGAGGAGGAGGGUCGGACGAGGGAGGCAGCACGGGCAACCUGGAGUCCCUCAUGGUCAACAUGCUGACGGAGAGGGAGAGGCUGCUCGAGAGCCUGAGGGAGACGCAGGAGAGCCUGGGGACCGCCCAGCUUCGCCUCCGCGAGCUGGGCCACGAGAAGGAGUCGCUGCAGAGACAGCUCUCCAUCGCCCUGCCACAGGAGUUCGCUGUGCUGACUAAGGAGCUGAACGUUUGCCGGGAGCAGCUGCUGGAGAGAGAGGAGGAGAUCGCCGAGCUCAAAGCCGAGAGGAACAACACGCGGUUGUUGCUGGAGCAUCUGGAGUGCCUGGUUUCGCGUCAUGAGCGCAGUCUGAGGAUGACGGUGGUGAAGAGGCAGGCCCAGUCUCCGGCAGGGGUCUCCAGCGAGGUGGAGGUCCUCAAGGCCCUCAAGUCUCUGUUUGAACACCACAAGGCCCUGGAUGAAAAGGUUCGAGAGAGGCUCCGGGUGGCCCUGGAGAGGGUCUCCAUGCUGGAGGACCAACUGGCAGCUUCUUCUCAAGAGGUAAUCUCUUUAAGAGACCAAAUUAAAAGACGUCAACAAGGGUUGGACAGCGGGAAAGAUCGUCUACCCAACGGACCGUCGUCUGGCCUGGAUGAUGUUGAGCUGGACAGACAGAGGGAGGGAGAAAUAGAGCGACAGCGAGCGGAGCUCUCUCAGCUGAAAGAGAGACUGGCCCUCAUGUGCCGGCAGGUUGGAGAAAUAGAGGAACAGCUUGCAGCCGCCAGGAGGGAGGUGACGAAGUCGGAGGAAGCCAAUCAGAAGCUCCAAAGGGACGUGAAGGAGGCUCUUUGCCAAAGGGAGGAUAUGGAGGAGAGGAUUACCACGCUGGAACGCAGGUACUUGAGCGCCCAGAGGGAGGCGACGUCUCUCCACGACAUCAAAGACAAGCUGGAGAACGAGCUGGCGAGCAAGGAGUCUCUGCACAGACAGAGCGAGGAGAAGAACAGGCAGCUCCAGGAGCGUCUGGAAGACGCCAAGCAGAAGCUCCAGCAGACGCUCCAGAGAGCCGAGACGCUGCCGGAGAUCGAGGCCCAGCUCGCCCAGAGAGUGGCCGCCCUCAACAAGGCAGAGGAGCGCCACGGGAACUUUGAGGAGCGACUGAGGCAGAUGGAGGCGCAACUGGAGGAGAAGAACCAGGAGCUGCAGAGGGCGAGGCAGAGGGAGAAGAUGAACGACGAACACAACAAGCGCCUUUCGGACACGGUGGACAAACUUUUGUCCGAGUCCAACGAGAGACUGCAGCUCCACCUUAAAGAGAGGAUGGCCGCCUUGGAGGAGAAGAACGCGUUGUCAGAGGAGCUAGCCAACAUGAAGAAGAUCCAGGAUGAUCUUCUAGCUAACAAGGACCAGUUGCUAGCCGAGCUGGAGCGAAUUCAGCUGGAGCUGGAUCAGCUGAGAGGCCGGACGGGAUCUUCCUACUCCAGGUCAGACUCUAUGGACCUCUAUGCGGCGGGCAGCGUCAGCUCACUUCCCACCCUUUUUCGAAGAUCUCUUCCAGGGAGCGCCUCGGAGCUGCGGUACCCCCAGGGCGGCGGAUCACUCCCGGCCGGCUACGGCAACUCGUCGGGCGCGGUGGUGGUCCGCCGGGCACACCGCGGCCGGUGGGGGCCGCCGCGCGAUGACGGCAACAAGUAUGGGGACUGGGACAGCGGCUCCAUGUUGGCUCCGGGCUUUGAGGGCGGAGUGGAGGGGAGCUGUUCGGAUGACGAGGAGGACCGAGAGACGCUGUUCGGCUCUGAGCUGCUGUCCCCCAGCGGCCAGACGGACGUCCAGACGCUGGCCAUCAUGCUGCAAGAACAACUGGAGGCCAUCAACAAGGAAAUCAAACUGAUCCAGGAGGAGAAGGAGAGCACGGAGCUCAGGGCGGAGGAAAUCGAAAGCCGGGUGAGCAGCGUGGCCCUGGACGCCUCUCCCCUCCCCCCCUCCUCACUGGGGGGAGGACGGGACAGCGUUGGGAGGGGCUAUAUGACUCCCUCGCUCACCUCCUCCACCUUGGCCUCCCCGUCACCUCCCAGCUCCGGACACUCCACCCCCCGCCUGCCGCACUCUCCUGCUCGGGAGACCGACAGACAGAAUAGCAAAGAGGGUGAAGAAUGCAGAGCACUGGCCCUGAUUGACUCCACCCCUCCUCCCGUCCCGCGUGCUCUCCGAUUGGACAGGAUGACCCACACGCACCCGGGGGCUGGGCUUGAUGACCACCGCGAAUUCCGCAGUCUGUCUGCCGACGGUUCCACCACCGCCAGCCAGGAUUCCCUCCACAAGGCUAGCAAGAAGAAAAGCAUCAAGUCGUCCAUUGGCCGUCUCUUUGGCAAGAAGGAGAAGGGGAGGAUCGGUGGACCUGGACGGGAGUCGGCCUCAUUGGCCUCCACCCCCUCUGAUGACCUGGGUUCGGCCGACCCCUUGGGCCUGGCCAAACUCGGGACUGGAACCGUGGAAAAAGACCGCCGCAGCAAGAAGAAACACGACUUGCUAGAGGAAGCCUGUCGUCAAGGACUGCCCUUCGCUUCGUGGGAUGGACCCACCGUGGUCACAUGGCUGGAGCUGUGGGUGGGGAUGCCGGCGUGGUACGUGGCGGCGUGCCGUGCCAACGUGAAGAGUGGCGCCAUCAUGGCCAACCUGUCGGACACGGAGAUCCAGAGGGAGAUCGGCAUCAGUAACCCCCUACACAGACUGAAACUACGCCUGGCCAUCCAGGAAAUGGUCUCUCUCACCAGUCCCUCUGCACCCGCCAGCACCCGCUCUUCCACCAGUAACAUUUGGAUGACUCACGCGGAGAUGGAAUCGCUCACCACUGCCACCAAACCAGAGCAGAAGGAGUUCAGCUGGGACCAGAUUCUGGCCUACGGGGACAUGAACCAUGAGUGGGUCGGAAACGAAUGGCUGCCCAGUUUGGGUCUGCCGCAGUACCGCUCCUACUUCAUGGAGUCCCUGGUGGACGCCCGCAUGCUGGACCACCUGACCAAGAAGGAACUGAGGGGUCAGCUUAAGAUGGUGGACAGCUUCCACAGGGUGAGUCUGCAUUAUGGCAUCAUGUGUUUGAAGCGUUUGAACUAUGACAGGAAGGAGCUGGAGAGGAGGCGGGACGAUAGCCAACACCAGAACCAAGAUGUGAUGGUGUGGUCCAAUGAGCGAGUGAUGUGUUGGGUGCAGACGAUCGGUCUGAAAGAGUUUGCAGACAACCUGUCAGAAAGCGGAGUCCAUGGCGCCCUCUUGGCUCUGGACGACACCUUCGACUACACAGACCUCGCCCUCCUCCUGCAGAUACCCAAUCAGAACACACAGGCACGACAGCUUCUGGAGAAGGAGUACAAUGCACUCAUCUCUAUGGGAACGGAGAGGAGGCCCGAUGAGGACGGCACCAAGACGUUCACGCGCUCGCCCUCGUGGAGGAAGAUGUUCCGGGAGAAGGAUCUCCGCGGCGUGACCUCCGACUCCGCCGAAACGUUACCUGCCAACUUCCGUGCCUCCGCCAUCUCCACCCCUUCUGUCACCUUGCGGAAAGUCCAGAGUGAAGUGAACUCUGGCCAAAGGAGCGAGUCUGGAUCGGUGAGAACAUACUCCUGCUAA
Molecule: messenger RNA, 3768 nt
Organism: Lampris incognitus (smalleye Pacific opah)
Lineage: Eukaryota; Metazoa; Chordata; Actinopteri; Lampriformes; Lampridae
Product: liprin-alpha-3-like
Biological process (GO): synapse organization
Cellular component (GO): presynaptic active zone
Molecular function (GO): protein binding
Source: RefSeq, a predicted model, not a curated record